AUGAAGAGGUAUCCAAUUGUAUUGCGAGACUUAGCAAGAACCACGGGCAACGACGACCCGAACAAACCUCUUUUAUUGUCCACUGUUGAGAAGUACCAGGAGAUAGCCGAUGCGUGCCAGAAGGUGCAUAAGCUCAAGGAGCAGGAACGCCAACUGUUUAGUCUAGAUAUCGAUGGCUUGAGUACUGAGCAGAUCAUGGGGCUUG
Messenger RNA from Sphaeroforma arctica JP610, 205 nucleotides. RefSeq lists its product as hypothetical. The transcript has a single exon. The annotation marks the transcript as partial. The record is from RefSeq and is a predicted model, not a curated record. NCBI's taxonomy places the organism in Eukaryota, Ichthyosporea, Ichthyophonida.